Messenger RNA from Hippocampus zosterae (dwarf seahorse), 9519 nucleotides. It is a transcript of the gene atm, whose product is annotated as ATM serine/threonine kinase. Lineage: Eukaryota; Metazoa; Chordata; Actinopteri; Syngnathiformes; Syngnathidae. Gene Ontology annotation, molecular function: protein binding; protein serine/threonine kinase activity. Bases 187 to 9438 code for a protein of 3083 amino acids. The transcript has 63 exons. The record is from RefSeq and is a predicted model, not a curated record. Gene Ontology annotation, biological process: DNA repair.
AGGCGGGAAUUUCCUGUUACGUUUUUACGCAUGUCAAGAUGGAAAUGUUGGAAUUACAGCAGGCUCACAUGUUCCAUCUCAACUAACGACUGUGUGGUACUCUGUGAUGGGUCGUUGGAAAAGUGUUACUAUCGCGACGGAAGGUGGACUCAUAUGUUUACAGUUGUAUUUUCCACUUGAGGCACGAUGAGUCUGGCUCUUUCUGAUCUCUUGGUGUGCUGCAGGGGACUAGAGAAUGACAAGGUUACAGAGAGGAAGAAAGAAGCUGAACGCUUCAGAAAGCUCAUACGAUCUCCAGAGAUUGUGCAAGAACUUGAUCGUACCUCGGGGCCUAAAACCAAAGGCUCCAAACAACUCACAUGGGAUGCUGUUUUCAGAUUUCUGCAGCGAUACCUCCAACGGGAGACUGAAACCAUGAAAUCGAGUAAAUCCAACGUCACGACCACAACGCUGGCCAUCCGGCAGAAGAAGAUGUCUGAAAUAAGCAGUUUGAUCAGAUUUUUUGUGUGCUACGCAAACAAACGUGGGCCUCGGCUAAAGUGCAGUGAGCUGCUGAAGCAUGUGAUUGACGUUCUUCAAAAUUCAUACAGCUGUUCAGCCUUUGGAAAAGACUACAGCAACCUGCUUCUAAGGGAAAUCCUGUCUGUUCGCAAGUACUGGUGUGACAUCACUCCACAGCAGUGGCACAGUCUUUUGGAUGUGUACAGCCGCUUGUUUACCUCCUCAUCCAAAUCCAUUAACCGUGUUCUUGUAAGUCGGGUCAUCAACACGGUGGUGCGGGGCUGCUGCAUGCAGACUGAUGGAUUCAAUAAAACCCUGUUUAGCUUCUUCUCCAAGGCAUUGCUCAAUGCAAGGCAUGAGAAACAUUUGACUGUUUUGGAGCAUGUUAUCUCGGCUCUUAACACCUUCUUGAAAGCUGUGGCAAUGAACUGUCGGAUGAGGGUGUGUCAACUGGGGGAGGAACUGCUCCCAUCAAUACUGUAUGUCUGGACCAACAUGAGGCCCAGUGAUGCUCUCAAAGAGGACAUUGUGGAGUUCUUCAACUUGCAGCUCUGCAUCCAUCAUCCCAAAGGAGCAAAGACCCAGGACACAGGUGCUCAUGCUGAGGACUGGGCCAGGUGGCGAGAUUUGCUGUACAACCUCUAUGAAGCAUUAGUUAAAGAAAUCAGUCAUAUUGGGAGCAGAGGGAAGUAUGUCACUGGCAUGAGACAUAUCGCCGUCAAAGAUAACAUCAUCAAGCUCGCAGCUGAUAUUUGUCACCAGCUUUUCAGUACUGACGGAGACUCUCAGAUCUCUGAGGCAACGCAGGCCUCUUCCCUGAUAGCUAGUUCCCUCUGUGGAACACCAAGCAAGCGACGACGAAUUGACCUCAGUUGGGAGGUUCUUUUGGACCGCCUGCAACCUCAUUGUAGCGACUUUGAUAUCAUUCCAUGGCUACAGAUCACAGAAGCACUCAUAUCGAAUUACCCAUCAAUGGUACCCAGCCAAGCGACAGUCCCACUGUUAUCAUUGUUGCACCAGCUCUUCGCCGAACACCGGAGAGGAGAAAGGGGGCUGUACGUACUGCGCUGUUUACGCGAGGUAGCCCGAUGUCAAGCCCAUUUUCCAGAAAGGAUCAGAGUUUAUAAGCCAGAGCUGGACAAACUUUGGAGUCGGGUAUGGCCUCUGACACUGCGCCGUGUGAGCUCACCCCAGUUAGAAGCUCUCAGCCUUGACCUACUGGUCUCCAUUGUCCACGGUGGACUGGUCAAUGUGGAUCGAGAGUUUUGGAAGCUCUUCUCAGGAUCAGCAUGUAAACCAUCCCAGAGCUCUGUGAUUGGUCUGGCCCAAGCUCUUCUGAAGUGUCCGGUCCCUAAGGAUCACCUGGGAGUCCCAGAUGGAUCAGGGUCACCUAACUUGAAGGAAACCCUCAUUAGCUGGUUGUUGAUGACAGAUCAGAGUGAGGAGAUGGAGGAUAACUCCAGGCCUCAUCCCAUCAUUUGCAGCGAUUUUCCUCACAAUCUAAUAGCAAACAUCCUGGUCUCCUUGACCUUGAAAGACACCUGUGCUGGCCUGAAUUUCCUUCUCGGUUCUGAGGGAGUAGAGGGUGCUUCUUCUCAAGUGUCCACAUCACUCGGUGUUAAUGAAGAUUUGGACAAGAUUGAGAGAUUGUACUUGCAAUUUAGCUUUAACACGGAGUUGGCACGAAGCAUAGGAUCUGACAAGAAGUCCAAGGUGACGUCAACUAAUGGGCACUUCACGGCCAUCGGCGGUCUCAAAAAGAAGUUGGAGCAGUCUCUUCUUUGUGUCGCCGACAACCUUCUUAACUGCUACUUUCCUAAUAGUCAGUCCACAACCCCAGAGUGCCUGUUGCGCUGUUUAAGCCUGCUGACGGGUGUUCAAGCAGGUUACGUCUCCACAGGCUGUCUCACUGAGGAUGAGGCAGAGCGUUCCCAACUAUUCACGAAAGCUAAGACCCUGGCUCAGGAGUUAAGUGGAUUUGUGUCGAGCGUGAAAGUGAAGAUGAGUGAAGAAUUAACCAUGACCACACUGAGGUCUGUCAUUAGGCUAUGCACUAUUUCUGCCACAACAAAAAACAAGGAAAAUAUUUGCAUAUUCUCCUCUCAUCUUUUCAUAAUGGCUCUCCCGGCGGGUUUUAUCACAGAGCUGGCAGAGAUUUACAAAAUUAUGCUCAGCAGCGUUUCCCCGAGAGCUUCAGUUGUAGAUGAAGACGAACCUACGGAUAAUGACUGGGAAAUGACCAGAACCCCGCAUGGAGACGACCAUCCUCUAUUCGAUGAUGAGGAGUUCCACAGUGGGACUCAGAGACCAAGGGGAGGAGACAGCAAUGAAAUGUCAAGUGGACCAGGUGCAAAAAGCCUGUUAGCUGACGAGCAUUUGGUCCACCAGGAUCUUGCUCUCCUCGAUAUCUUGGAGUUCUUGUGUAAGUGCGGCUCAGUUCACCCCGUCCAUGGCCAACUUUAUAAACCUCAGGAGGUACGACGCAAGCUCUUGCUGCUGGUGGAGCAGAUUGACCCUAGUAAAGCCCUGCAUGUCAACAUGUAUCUUGUCCUGUUAAAGAAGCUCCCGACUGAGGACUCCCUCACUCCAGAAGAGUUUGACUCUCUGCUUCGUCCUCUGGCGGACCUGUGUUCUUUGUAUCGUCAGGAUCAGGAGAUAUGUGUUGCACUUCUUGUGGCUUUAUUGCCCUCCAUCAGGAGCUUGGGGCGAACCCACGACAUGCAAUUAGAGAUGAAGCAUGUGCAGGGCUCCCUGCUACAAGUGCUGUCAGGGUUCUGUUACCUGAGCCAAACGGGGAAAUGCACAGCCACUGUCCGAGUUGCUUUAGUGCGAUGUCUGGUUGCGCUACUCGAGGCUGACCCAUGUUGCAGUUGGGCCAUAUUGAGUAUCAGGGAGGCUGAAAGAGAGGAAGACCGUCCAGUGUCUGUCAUCCUUCCAUCUCUCCUUGCGGAUCCCCAUCACCAAGUCCGCAUGCUUGUGGCAAUGUCAUUGGAAAGGUUAUUUCUGGACAUGAGACCCAAGCACAGAGACGAGAGAAAGAUGUUGUCGGACCAACAAGCAGUUUUUGAGAACAUUUACUUGAAAGCUCAAGAGGGCAUGACACCUGUGAAAAGCAGCUCAACUGAUGAUGAGCAGGAUGAGAUUUUCAACCGAAAGGCUACCUUGCUGAAGAGUUUGUCAGUUGUGCUGUGUUGUAGUCCAGUCUGCGAGAAACAGACCCUGUUUGCCCUCUUCCAGUCUUACAAGGAAAAUAAUAUUGAGGAGCACCUCAUUAAGAAGAUGUUGUGUAGCGUAUCCAAAGCACUCGGCUACAACAAGAUGAAAUCAUUUGUCAGCUCUCACCUGUACUACUUGGUUGCCGAAUGGCUCUCCCAGAGACAGUCUGAUGACAGCUACACACUUGAAUCUUUCCCUUUCACUCUACUCGACCAUGGCACGCUCAAAGAUUUCUAUAGCUCCUCCAACCAGGUGCUCAUCCCGCACCUCGUCUUCCUGGAUGACUUUGAGCAAGUGAAGUCUAUUGGCCGGUAUCUUGAGAGGGACUGGAGAGAGCUUCUGGCUGACUGUUUCCCCAAGAUCAUGGUCAACAUCCUACCAUACUUUGCGCUGUCUGGCCAAGAGACAGCACAACAGAGGGAGAAGGCCCACCGUGUGUAUGACCUGCUCAAAGAUGCAAACUGUUUGGGAAAACAGCAAAUUGACUGCCUGAUACACAGUAACCUACCGGAGUUAGUUGUCGAACUGCUAAUGACUCUCUAUGAAAGGGGUGCUUCUGAAGAGGACAGAGGAGACUUGAAACGCUUUAUAGGGGAAUUGGACCCUGUCCCAAACCCACCUUACUUCAGCUCUCAGGUCAUCAAAGCUACACUGGACUAUCUGAGCAAAUGCCACAGCUCAAACCACAAGUCCCUGGUAGCCAUUCUGUCAAAAACGCCAAUAUCUAUUCAGAGGAUUCUGCUGGCAGUAUGUGAAAAGGCCGCUGUGACAACUAACGGUUAUGAACGUCAUCGCAUCCUCCUGAUGUAUCACCUCUUUGUCAACCUGCUGCUCAGGGAGGUGAAAGACGGUCUUGGAGGAGCAUGGGCUUUUGUCCUCAGGGACAUCAUAUACACACUCAUCCACCAUAUCAACAGCUGGCUGGUGCAUGCAGACACCCACAGGCCAAUUCAGUGUGAUGAGGUCUCCAAGCGAAGCUUGUCCCUGUGCUGUGACCUCUUGACUGCCGUGUGUCAGGCUGCUCUGCAGUUCUGCGAUGAUGCUCUAGACUGCCACCUAAAGGUCAUUGUUGGUACUCUCACUGCACAAGUGACCUGCCAGCCAGCUAUCUCACAGCAGGUGCUCAGUCUAUUGAAAUUUCUUGUCAUAAAAAAUCAACACAAACUGAAGGCAGCCAUUUGUAAGUUGGAACCGUUUCCUGACCUGCCUGAAUUCCAAGAGCUACGUUCUGUCCAGAACGAUCUCAAAUACAAUUCUGGGACCUUCACAUUGAGACAGGAGAUAUCACACUUCCUGUCUAUGACACCUUCUGACUCAUUACCACUGACCAGACUUGAGGGAAUUCGGCAACUUUCCCAAAAACUGCAUGACAACAAGGAAGACAUAAGGGAGUUGCUUAAAGAGUGCCAUGCUGAGCCCACAAACAGCAUCCUGGUGAAGCUGGUUCUGGAUCUGCUGCAACUCUGUAAGCUGGCAACCAACCACCCUACUGGAGCUGACAUUUUAGAGGCAGCAGGAAGUAGUCUGGGAGAACUGGGGCCUGUAAAUCUCUCCACCAUCGUCUUGCUCCACGGCAGAGAUCCUCUUUAUGAAAAGGCUAUGACCAUCUUCCCCUCCACUGACUCUCGGUGUGUUUACAUCAUCCUUAACUGUGUGAAUGACUCCCUCACUCACCAGUGUAUUGAUGUGAGGAAGGCAGCAGCUCAAUCUGUGAAAGACAUCCUUGCCACUCAGUCUGGAAUCAACUUUUGGGACCAGCACAAACACAGUAGAGACCCCAUGUUGGCAUACCUAAAUCCAUUUAGAAAAGCUAACAAGAAGGUGGCUACUAUGAGUUCUGAGGAGAGUUUGCAGGCCAGGCAGAAGCUGGAGAACCAAGACUUUUGGAUCCCACAGAUGGGCGGCCACACAGUUUGGCUGAAGUCUCUGUGCGCUGCUCUGCUGGACAGCGGAGGAGUCAAAUGUGAGCCUCUCCUACUGUCCCGACCUCUUUGUCUGGUGAACUUGGACUGUUGCCAGAGGCUGUUGCCCCUCAUCAUUCAUUCUAUCCUCCUGGAUGACAGUCAGGGCUCCUGGAGAGAGUUGCUCUCUACCCAUAUCAAAGACUUCUUCAGUUUUUGUUCCCGAAGUGCUCAGGCUGCGAGCCGCUCCACCACACCACUCAACAUUGACUCCGAGACCGACACCGCCAGCCAAGGCUUGUACGACAAGGCAUCUCUGCGUACCAUGCUGGCCGUUAUUGACUAUCUGAGACACCAGCAGAGACCGCUGACAUCGGAUAGCAAGCCUUCUGGCACAGUGUGUGAUUCCAACUUCUGGCUGGACCUGAACUACUUGGAGGUGGCCAAAUCUGCUCAGUCAUGCUCUGCUCACUUCACUGCUCUGCUCUACACUGAGAUAUAUGUGGAUAAGAUUAAAUCAAAUUUGGAGGACAGUCGCAGAACAAAAGGUAAAGCAACACGCAAGAUCAACUUUGAAGAAAACAGCCAAAAUCUCACCAUCUCAUUCCUGACCGGGAAAAGUAUGGAGGACUCCAACAUCAGCUUGCAGGAACUGCUGAUUGACGUCUACCGGAGCAUCGGUGAGCCUGACAGUCUUUAUGGCUGUGGAGGAGAAACAAUGACCAGUCCACUGACAAGGAUUCGAACAUACGAGCAUGAAGCUAUGUGGGGAAAGGCUCUGACUUCAUACGAUCUUCACUCGACCCUGCCAGAUGUCACUCGACAAGUGGGAAUUGUGGAGGGCCUGCAGAACUUUGGUCUGAGUAGCAUCCUCACCACCUACAUGAGGGGUCUGGAGAGUGAAGGGGUGGAGUGGGGAGCUGAGCUGAGGGAGCUCCGUUUCCAGGCUGCCUGGAGAAACACUCAGUGGGACUGUGAGCUUUCUGAGAGGAGUGAUAAACACAAGCCGGGCUUCCACGAGUCUGUGUUCUGCGCCUUGCAAGCAUUGAGGGACAAGGAGUUCUCCAUGUUUGAUGAUAGUCUCAAACGGGCGAGGGGUAGAGAAGUAGAGGAGCUGUGUAAAGGUAGUCUGGAGGCAGUGUCCUCACUGUACCCAGCCCUUCGGAACCUGCAGAGCCUCAGGGAGCUCGAGAGCAUCAAACCUCUGUUUACAAGAUCAUUCUCAGAGUUGACUGUUAAGAAUGUGCAUAACCAGAGGAAGCAGCACUCCCAGCUGCUCUCAAACAGUGACUUUGCUUUGGUGGAGCCCAUCUUGGCCAUUCGUUCUGUGUCCUACAACACCCUGAUGUCCAGGACGGUGGAUCCCAACACUACUCAGUAUCUCAGCUCAGUGCUUACUGACCACUUAUUGGAACUGUGCCAGAUGGCUCGGAAAGCAGGGAACACACAGUUGGCGGAGCGAGCAGUGUUUCAGAUGAAGCAGCAAGGAGUUGACGACCCCCGAUCAUCAUCACCAGUAUCACUCUGGCAACUGGAAGAAGCUCAGGUGUUUUGGGUCAAGGGAGAACAAAGUCUGGCUCUCGGCCUUCUGAAACAGAUGAUCCAGAAGCUUGAGGAAAAUAUUGACUUCAAUCCUGCUCUGGCACCGAUCUACACUGAGUGCCUCAGGCUCUGUGGUAACUGGCUUGCUGAAACGUGCCAGGAAAGUCCUGGAGUCAUUUUGGAGAAGUACUUGGAGAGGGCUGUUGAGGUAAUUGAAGUUGAAUCCGGAGUGCAGGACGCUCGGCUUCAGAAUGAGCGAAUGGAGGCCUUCCUGUCGCUGGCUCGUUUUUCAGAUGCCCAGUACCAGAGCAUUGAUAAAUACAUGACUUCAUCAGAGUUUGAGAAUAAGCAGGCCUUGCUGGAGAAGGCUAAAGAAGAAGUGGAUCUAAUGAAAGAGCGUAACGUAAUAAAAAACAGGUAUACAGUAAAGGUUGAACGAGAGCUGGAGCUGGACGAGAAGGCCCUUUCCAACCUGCAGGCAGACAGACAGCGCUUCCUGUGUAAGGCUGUAGAAAACUACAUACAGUGUUUGGAGCAAGGUGAGGAGCACGACACAUGGGUGUUCCGCUUGGCGUCGCUCUGGCUGGAAAAUGCUGACAUGACAGUAGUCAAUGACAUGAUGAAGAAAGGAGUAAAGAAGAUCCCCUCCUACAAGUUUCUACCUCUUAUGUAUCAGCUUGCUGCGCGUAUGGGAACCAAGAUGGCAUCUGGCAUAAGAGAGGAUGUGGGCUUCCAUGACGUCCUUAGUGAAUUGAUCUUCCGCUCUUGUCUUGAGCACCCUCAUCAUACAUUGUUCAUCAUCUUUGCCCUGGUCAACGCCAACAAGGACCAACAGUUUUGUACUAGUCGGCUGACGAAGAGUGCUCCACGUCAGUCUUCGCCAUUUGACAUGGAGCGUUCCAAUGUGGCCCAGAAGAUCAUCAGUGCCGUCAGGAAAAAGAGAGGCGAGAUGAUCCGGGGUAUUGAGCGACUAUGUGACGCUUAUAUCACACUUGCUUAUCUGGAUGCCAGCAGGCACAAGGUAGAGAAGAAGGCAAUUCCCAUUCCUGCGGAUCAGCCAAUACAUCAAGUCAAAGACCUGGAUGAAGUUGCAAUUCCCACUGUUGAGCUCAAGGUCGAUCCUUCAGGUCGCUAUGAUGAUGUAGUGACCGUCCAUUCCUUCCUGCCUCAUUAUCACCUGGCUGGAGGAGUCAACCUGCCCAAAAUCAUAGACUGUGUGGGCUCUGAUGGCAAGAGCAGAAGGCAACUGGUCAAGGGUAAAGACGACUUGCGGCAAGAUGCGGUCAUGCAGCAGGUGUUUGCCAUGUGUUCCAUGUUGCUGCUGCGGAACACUGACACUCACAAGAGGAAGCUCAAUAUCAGAAGAUAUAAGGUGGUGCCGUUCUCUCAGUGCAGCGGGGUCUUGGAAUGGUGCUCCGGUACGAUUCCUCUCGGAGAGUACCUUGCGGAUCCCGUCAAAGGGGCUCACAAACGAUACCGACCGCAGGAUGCAUCCAGCCUCGCCUGCCGCAAGAAGAUGAUGGAGGCACAGAAACAUGGCUUUGACGAGAAGCUCCAAGCUUACCUCGAGGUGUGCAAAAACUUCAAGCCCGUGUUCAGAUAUUUCUGCAUGGAACGCUUCGUGGACCCCGCAGUGUGGAUGGAAAAGCGGCUGGCCUACACCCGCAGCGUGGCCACUUCCUCUAUCGUUGGCUAUAUCGUUGGCCUCGGUGACCGGCACAUUCAGAACAUCUUAAUUGAUGAGCAGACUGCUGAGCUGGUGCAUAUUGAUUUAGGUGUGGCUUUCGAGCAAGGCAAGAUUCUGCCCACCCCCGAGACCGUCCCCUUCAGACUCUCCAGGGAUAUUGUCGAUGGAAUGGGCAUCACUGGAGUGGAGGGAGUUUUCAGGAGAUGUUGUGAGAAGACCAUGGGGGUGAUGAGAAGCUAUCAAGAAGCUUUGCUGACCAUCGUGGAGGUGCUGCUCUACGACCCCUUGUUUGACUGGACCAUGAACCCCCUAAAAGCCUUCAACCUGCAGCACGACGAGCAACAGGAGCUCAACGCCACACUCAGUUCAACCAUGGGAGGUGACGACUUGGACAACCACAAUAAACACAGUGACAGCCAGAACUUCAACAAGGUGGCAGAGCGAGUGCUGCUGCGACUGCAAGAGAAGUUGAAGGGCGUGGAAGGGGGGACGGUGCUCUCCGUGGGCGGCCAGGUCAAUCUGCUCAUCCAACAGGCCAUGGACCACAAAAACCUCAGCAGGCUCUUCCCAGGCUGGCAGGCCUGGGUGUAGAUGUCACACCAGAACAGGAGGUUAUAUUAUCCGUAUGUUCAUUUUUACAUUAAAAAUGAAAACUAUGGCUGAUAUAAAACA